Molecule: messenger RNA, 2192 nt
Organism: Emys orbicularis (European pond turtle)
Lineage: Eukaryota; Metazoa; Chordata; Testudines; Emydidae
Gene: ERI2
Product: ERI1 exoribonuclease family member 2
Exons: 9
Coding region: 1-2097 (698 amino acids)
Molecular function (GO): nucleic acid binding; zinc ion binding; 3'-5'-RNA exonuclease activity
Source: RefSeq, a predicted model, not a curated record
AUGGCGACCAAGCAGCUGGCCCGGCAACUUGGAUUAAUUAGAAAAAGUUCCAUAACUUCCUCAAAUGGCAAGAAUCAGACUAGAACCAAGUCAAGGCAGUCGUUUGACUAUUUAAUUAUUAUUGACUUUGAGUCUACAUGUUGGAAAGAUGGUAAACGUCAUUACAGCCAGGAAAUAAUUGAAUUUCCAGCAGUUUUGUUAAACACUUCAACUGGAGAGAUUGAAUCUGAAUUCCACAUGUACGUCCAGCCUGAGGAACAUCCAAUUCUUUCUGAAUUUUGUACUGAACUAACUGGCAUAAAGCAGAAUCAAGUUGAUGAAGGGGUUCCUCUUAAUAUUUGCUUAUCACAAUUUUCUAAGUGGAUUCAAAAGAUACAAAGGGAGAAGAAAAUUAUUUUCAAUUCAGAUGUUUCAAGCCAUUCUGUUUCUGAAGCAAAAUCAAGUACCUUUGUUACUUGGUCAGACUGGGAUCUGGGGGUUUGUUUGCAGUAUGAGUGCAAAAGGAAGCAGCUGCGAAAACCUGAUAUUUUAAACUCUUGGAUUGAUCUCAGAGCAACAUACAAGCUCUUCUACACUAGAAAGCCAAAAGGACUAAAUGGUGCUUUACAGGAUCUGGGGAUAGAAUUUGCAGGACGGGAACAUUCUGGGUUGGAUGAUUCUCGGAAUACUGCCCGUCUUGCUUGGAGGAUGAUCUGUGAUGGAUGUGUGAUGAAAAUUACUAAAUCUUUGGAUAAGGUACAUCCAAAGAAGAAUUCAGUGUCCAGAUCUUUGAAUGUGAACCCCACUGAAGAGAAUCCACUGGGAAGUGAUGAUGGUGCUGAAACUUCAGCUAAAGAUAGAAUUUGCAACAGCAGUUGUCUAGCUGAGAAUGAACAUAAUAAAGUUGAUAAAAUGGUUAUAAACUCCAAUGUAAAGGGAAAAGACCAGCAAGAGUCCAGUUCUACAAGUUCCUCUGCAAAUGUCCAUGUUGGAUCUAGAAUCAGUACAAAGAUUGAUGGAUGUGGUCAAACCCAAAGCUGCUUACCUCCACAUAUUGGCAGACUUCCUGUUCCCUUUGGACAACUACAGGCUUCUCAUUGUAAUUUACUGACGGGCAUCCAGAAUGGAUUAAAUAAUGGACAUCUUAUUUCUACUUCCAAGUAUAGCUCUUCAGUACUUGGUUCAGGGCUAGUGCUUGUCUCCACUACUAUUUCCUCUGUUAAUAUCUCUAAUGUAGAUAUAAGUACUAGUUCUGAUUGUUUAUCUAUGUUGGCUGAUUGGGAAGAUGUAGCUUUAAUACCAGAAUCACAGCAUGAAGAAAAUACAGACUCUGUGAAGCUUAAAGAUGACCCAGAUGCAAAGACUUCAUCAGUCUCUGGUGAAGGGAUGGUUUUGAAAGAACCAGCUAUGAAGAAUUCAGACUUUGAAUGUUUGGGGCAAAGUAAUGAACAUUUGGAGGCUUCUAAGUCUAUUGUGUACAAAAGUCCUAAUACUACUAUCUAUGAUGUAGGAUUAGCCCAAAGGCAAGCCUUAAAUUGUUCUGCUUUUAAGUUACCAUCUGCGAAGGUAAAUGCUACUUUAUCAGGUACAGUAUUAACUGGAAAUCAUUCCACCCCUUUCUCUCAGACUCCUAAAAGGAAACCAUCUAGUCCGAAAACUUUACCUCCAUCAAAAAAACAGUCAUUCACUGUACAUGAAGAUGAAGCUGCAUCUUCUGAUCAGCCCCUAUCUUUGAGAAAUUCAAGUUCAUACAAAGUGCCUACUGUUCUCUUAAACUCCACAAUCCGCCUGAACCAAUCUUUAAAAGCUGUAAAAAGUGACAAACUGACUCCACCCUUAUGUAACUGUGGUCGAAGGGCUAAAAGACUAAAUGUGUCCAGUGCUGGUCCAAAUCAUGGCAAAGUAUUCUACAGUUGUCCUGUUGGAAAACAGGAAGGGAAGAAGAGAGGCUGUGGAUAUUUCAAGUGGGAGCAUGUACUUCUAAAGGAAAAAUCCACUAAUGCUAUUUCUACUCUUUCCCCCACUGCAGCUGGUUUAAUAUCUCCUGGCAUAAACUCAGAUUCUUCAGGAAAUUCUCACAGGAAAUAUCCAGGUCUCAGACCUUCUAUGAGAACUUGAAUGUUAAUUAAUUUUUGUCCAAAUCUUAACAUAUGCUAAGUGUUCACUCAUACUACAAAAAAAAAAAAAGCAAAUGAUGCCACAGAUUUCAAUUU